CCGCUCUCAUCCCUCUUCCUUUGUCUUCGGAUUGGUCGCUAGGGUUUCCGCGAUCCGCCCCAAGCUUUUCUCUGCUGCUGAUUUGGUUGCUAGGCUUUCGAGAUCUCGCCGCAAAAUUUCCUUGGGUUGCAGCGUUUCGCCAUAGAAGCAGUCUCGUUUUGCUCCUUGGGUCGAGGUGUGAAUGUUUAAUGGAGUCUAAAGGUGGGAAGAAGAAGAAGUCUAGCAGUAGUAAUUCGUUAGACUACGAAGUUCCACUUGGCUACAGCAUUGAAGACAUUCGACCGCACGGGGGAAUCAAGAAGUUCCAGUCUGCUGCUUACUACAACUGCGUGAAGAAGCCAUCCUGAUAGCCUUUCAGAUUUUUCCCUCUUCAGUAGAGCAAGGGUAUAAAUAAUUUGACUUCUACUGUUUUGAGAAAUCCUUUUGGCUAGCUGCUUUCCGAUAACCAUACUCUCCUACCAAGCUUUUUUCUUGUCACCGAUACUCCCUCUCCUUUCCCCUGUCCCAUUUCCUGUAUUCGAUUCGAUGGCAGUCAUAAUGAAUGGUUCUCCAAGUCCUCCCUCAGUGUCACCGAUUGGAUUUGAGGGAUACGAGAAGCGUCUUGAGAUUACAUUCUCAGAGGCACCUACGUUUGUGGACCCCCGUGGUAGGGGAUUGCGCUCCCUUUCACGGGAGCAGAUCGACUCUAUUCUUGAUUUGGCACGGUGCACAGUCGUAUCGCAGCUCUCAAACAGUGAAUUCGAUUCAUAUGUCCUCUCGGAGUCGAGUCUUUUUGUUUACCCAUAUAAGAUAAUUCUCAAGACAUGUGGGACUACAAAACUGCUGCUGUCCAUCCCCAGAAUUCUUGAGCUUGCUAUGGAGCUCUCGCUCGCUGUGUUAUCUGCAAAGUAUUCCCGCGGAACCUUCAAUUUUCCUGGUGCACAACCAUCUCCACAUCGUAGCUUCGCAGAAGAAGUUGCUGUCCUCAAUCAGUUCUUUGGCAGCCUUAACUCGGGUGGCAAUGCCUACGUGAUGGGUGAUCCAACAAAGCCGAAUCGCAAGUGGCACAUAUAUUAUGCAACACAGAAAGCUGAACUGCCAAUGGUUACUUUAGAGAUGUGCAUGACUGGGCUGAAUACUGAGAGAGCAUCAAUCUUCUUCAACAAUUCAGUGGAUGGCUAUUCUUCUGCUAAAGAGAUGACGAAAUUCUCUGGCAUUUCUGAUAUUAUAUCUGAGAUGGAUGUAUGCGACUUUGCCUUCGAACCAUGUGGAUAUUCGAUGAAUGGGAUUCAUGGCCCAGCUCUAUCUACGAUCCAUGUGACCCCUGAGGAAGGUUUCAGCUAUGCUAGUUACGAAGCAAUGGGGUUCAACCCAUCAUCCCUGGUGUAUUCAGGCUUGAUCAAGAGGGUCCUUAAGUGCUUUGGUCCAUCAAAGUUCUCUACUGCAGUUACUAUCUUUGGCAGACAUGGGUUGUCUGGCACAUGGGGAAGGAAGCUUGAUCUUGAUGGUUAUGCCUGUACUGAUCUUGUGGAACAGGAGCUGCCGGGAGGUGGGCUGUUGAUUUAUCAGGCUUUUGCGGUCUCUGCUGUGACUGUCGUCUCCCCUAGAUCCAUCCUGCAUUCCUGUGACAGAGACCUCAAGUAUGACAAUAGAGGAAUCCACUGGGAAAAUGAAGAAACAGAGGGAGAGGAACCUAAGAUAGGAUCAUGAAAGUAAGGUUGGUAGUGUUUUCGAGUUUGGUUUGUUUUGUCAAGCAGCUAGCCAAGGUUACUAGUGUUAAUGUCUAUGUGAGAGUCAGCAUCAAUGCUCUAGGUGGCUUGCUGUGUGUCUGCCAUGAUGAGCAGUGCUUGUUUGAAUCCAAAACCUUUGUCAAAGUGCUAUUAUCAAAUAAAUCCUUGUGAUCCUUUUUUUCUGUUA
This is a messenger RNA of Musa acuminata subsp. malaccensis (wild Malaysian banana), 1896 nucleotides long. Its product is annotated as S-adenosylmethionine decarboxylase proenzyme. Lineage: Eukaryota; Viridiplantae; Streptophyta; Magnoliopsida; Zingiberales; Musaceae. Gene Ontology annotation, cellular component: cytosol. Gene Ontology annotation, biological process: spermidine biosynthetic process; spermine biosynthetic process. Gene Ontology annotation, molecular function: adenosylmethionine decarboxylase activity. The record is from RefSeq and is a predicted model, not a curated record.